CUUUUCUCUUGUAUUGAGGAUUUCUCUGGUGUGAAAGGUCACGCGAACGCGAGCAACUUCCUUUCCCGUUUACGUCGGCCAUAGUACACCAUCACAAUGGGCAAGUUCAUGAAACCUGGGAAGGUGGUGAUGGUCCUGGCUGGACGCUACGCAGGACGUAAAGCCGUCAUUGUCAAGAACAUUGAUGAUGGUACAGCUGACCGCCCAUACAGCCACGCUCUGGUCUCUGGCAUUGACCGCUACCCUCGCAAGGUGACCACAACCAUGGGCAAGAAGAAGAUUGCCAAGAGGUCCAAAAUCAAGGCAUUCGUCAAGGUCUUCAACUACAACCACCUUAUGCCAACCAGGUACUCUGUUGACAUUCCCCUGGACAAAACAGUUGUCAACAAGGAUGUCUUCAGGGACCCGGCUCUGAAGCGCAAAGCCAGGCGCGAGGCUAAGGUCAAGUUUGAGGAGAGAUACAAGACCGGCAAGAACAAAUGGUUCUUCCAGAAGCUCAGAUUCUAGGCUCUCAAUCGUUUCUCAAAUAAAAAUGUAAAAUACA
Sardina pilchardus (European sardine) is the source of this 544-nucleotide messenger RNA. RefSeq names its product ribosomal protein L27 (gene rpl27). Gene Ontology annotation, molecular function: structural constituent of ribosome. The coding region runs from base 97 to 507 and encodes 136 amino acids. NCBI's taxonomy places the organism in Eukaryota, Metazoa, Chordata, Actinopteri, Clupeiformes, Clupeidae. Gene Ontology annotation, cellular component: ribosome; cytosolic large ribosomal subunit. Gene Ontology annotation, biological process: translation. The record is from RefSeq and is a predicted model, not a curated record. The transcript has 5 exons.